Molecule: messenger RNA, 1116 nt
Organism: Sparassis crispa
Lineage: Eukaryota; Fungi; Basidiomycota; Agaricomycetes; Polyporales; Sparassidaceae
Exons: 5
Coding region: 1-1116 (371 amino acids)
Biological process (GO): protein phosphorylation
Molecular function (GO): protein kinase activity; ATP binding
Source: RefSeq, a predicted model, not a curated record
AUGGCUGCGCUGAUCUCCGGUCUAUCCCCAGAGAGCUUGCGGAGUGCUGACCAGACCUUCAGGAAGCUGGAACCCGAUGAAGAGCGUUGGAGGGAUAGACAGCAGUUCCUUGAGUCUCGCGGAUAUAUGUUACGUCCCAGAUAUCGUCCGGGCUGGAUCCCUUCAUGGACAGGUACAAGAAGAAAUCCUGUUUUCUGCGAAGACUCUAAGGCUCUUCCGGCGCGGCCGCACCUCAUAGAUGCCACACGAAUCUCCGAUGACAAGAUGGUGUACGUCAAGAGGGUACAGAGUGGAGACAACGAAUCGCGAAUCGCCACUAUGUUGUCAUCCGAAACUCUUCUCAAGGAUCCACGGAACAAAUGUGUUCCUAUCGUCGAUCUUUUCGAGGAUUCGGACGAUCCCACUAUUUCGUACAUGGUUAUGCCAUUUCUCCGCCUCGUCAAUGACCCUCCCUUCGCUAUUGUUGACGAUGUGGCAGACUUUGUGGAACAGAUGUUGGAGGGUCUCGUCUUUCUCCACGAGGUCGGAGUAGCACAUCGGGAUUGCUCAUACAAGAAUGUCAUGAUGGAUGCAAGCGCCAUGUACCCGCAUGGCUUUCAUCCAGCGAAGGAUACCUUCUUGCCCGACGGCGAAACGCCAGCAAAACCUCUUGCAAGAUCCAGCGUAUCUAUCAUAUACUAUUACGUUGAUUUUGGGAUCUCGGUGCAUAUUCCUCCAGACGUUGACCCUAAGCUUGCGGUUGGUGACGAUGGUCGAGACCGAGAACCACCAGAACUCUCGUCCGAUGCCCCCUAUAAUCCGUUCAAACUAGAUAUUUUUCUCAUCGGAAAUUUGUUUAGACGCGUAGUGCACGACGAAUACUUCAAUGUGGAGUUUUUGUCUACCGUUAUCGAUCCCAUGACUCGUGAGGAUCCUGCGUCCAGGCCUGACGCGCGAGAUAUUUUGGAGUGUUGGCGUAAAGUGCGAACAAGCUUGUCGUUGUACAAGCGCAGAUGGGAGCUGCGGUCCCGUACGGAAACGCGGAACACCUUCUUCUUGGAUAUGGUCUGUUUUGUUAGAGUCACUAUUUACGCCGUGCGGCAGCUGUUCGGAUGGGCUGUAGGUACGAAACGGUAA